AUGAACGGCAUGAUGGCGCCCGUCAGCCAAGGCGCCAACGGCGGCCUCAGCGAGCAAGACCAAUACAUGGUCAAGAUGAUGCAACAAGGCAUGGAGUCCUGCGUCGUCAAAUCCAUCAUGGCCGGCGGCAUGGGCUUCGCCCUCGGCGGCGCCUUCGGCCUCUUCAUGGCUCCAUUCAAAAUCGGGUUCAAGGAUAUGGGCAAGCGGAGUUACAGCUCGGCGAAGAACUUCAUGAUACUAGGAGCGGCGUUCAGCGGGACGGAGUGUGCGAUUGAAGGGUUGAGGGCGAAGAAUGAUAUGACGAAUGGCAUUUUGGCGGGAUGUGUUGUAGGGGGAGGACUGGCGUAUAAGGCUGGGCCGCAGGCGGCGGCGCUGGGGUGUGGUGGGUUUGCGGCGUUUAGUGCGGCUAUUGAGGCGUAUAUGCGGAUGCCGGGGGAGGAGUAG
Molecule: messenger RNA, 444 nt
Organism: Cyphellophora attinorum
Lineage: Eukaryota; Fungi; Ascomycota; Eurotiomycetes; Chaetothyriales; Cyphellophoraceae
Product: Mitochondrial import inner membrane translocase subunit tim22
Exons: 3
Coding region: 1-444 (147 amino acids)
Biological process (GO): protein insertion into mitochondrial inner membrane
Cellular component (GO): TIM22 mitochondrial import inner membrane insertion complex
Molecular function (GO): transmembrane protein transporter activity
Source: RefSeq, a predicted model, not a curated record